AUGUCCUCUCCGCGCAAAGUGGCGCUUGUGACUGGUGCCAACCGUGGAAUUGGAUUUGCGACUGCUCGUCGCCUAGGUGAGCUUGGUUUCAAGGUGCUUCUAGGCGCACGCGACGCAAAACGCGGUGAGGAGGCCGUCAACACGCUGCGUAAGGACAAGUUAGAUGUGGAUCUGCUACUGAUGACGCCGACGGACCCCGCUUCUGUAGAGGCCGCCGCGCAGAAGGUUGAGGUUGACUACAAGCGCCUUGAUGUGCUCAUCAACAACGCGGGCCUCAUGGAUUUUGACAACAAGGUGUUCCCCUUGAACAUUCAGCGCAUGCGUGAUGAGUUUGAGAUCAACUUCUUUGCAACUGUGGACAUCACAAACAACUUCCUCCCGCUGAUGCUGCGGUCGUCGGAGGCGCCGCGUUUGGUGUUUGUGUCAACGCCGCUCGGAACGCAUGAGACUGUGGACCGCCCGCAGAACAAGUACGCGCACCCCAAAUUGACGGCGUAUAAGUGCACCAAGUCCGCUGUGAACAUGUAUGCGCACAACCUUGCCAAAUAUCUCGAGAAGCACUCUGAGGAGGCUGGUGGUAGCGCUGCUUCUGCGAAAGUGAAUUGCUGUUACCCUGGGUACGUGCAAACUGACAUGUGCUUCAACUCCACGGAGGCGCACUUCACCCCCUACGAAGGCGCUGAGACAAGUGUAUGGCUCGCCACCCUGCCGACGGACGGGCCAACUGGUGGCUUUUACCACCGUGGCCAGAAGCUGCCAUGGUAG
Messenger RNA from Leishmania braziliensis MHOM/BR/75/M2904, 765 nucleotides. Its product is annotated as putative short chain dehydrogenase. The record is from RefSeq and is a predicted model, not a curated record. Gene Ontology annotation, molecular function: oxidoreductase activity, acting on the CH-OH group of donors, NAD or NADP as acceptor. The transcript has a single exon. Bases 1 to 765 code for a protein of 254 amino acids. Lineage: Eukaryota; Euglenozoa; Kinetoplastea; Trypanosomatida; Trypanosomatidae.